AUUGCCGGGCAAUACGGGAGGACUGCCAAAAUUACCUCUCUGAAAGUGAUAUCAAAGGGCUGGGCGGUUUUUUGCGGGGUUUUCCAAAAACGCGCCAUACGUUUCAGACCUGAGAUAUCCACUUGUUACUGCAGCCCGGCCAUCCACAACCUCUGUCCUGCCCGAGAUCCCGACAACCUCCCGGCAUCCGGCUGCCGAUUCCCACAACCACGCGAAACUCACGCUCAUUCAGGAUUAAGUCGCCCCCUUCGACGCCGUGGGCAUUGCGCAGCCCAGCAGCCCAGUUUCGUCGAGCGCAUCAAGCCCGCCGCGCUAUCUUUGAUACCAGAUAACCAUAGACCAUAUCGCACUUCCGCGUCAUCCGAAACCAGAUUUCGCACAGCCCAGAGCGACCAGCGGCUCCUACAUCGAUCCCAACAAACUGAGACAGAACACGACCAUUCACACUUUAUAACCAACGAGUGAAGAACCAUGGCCGGAGCAAAGAACCGGCGCCAGGGCGCCGCAACAGCCUCCUCCGAGCUCAAGGGCCAAGAUAACGAGGCCAUGCAGGGCGCCAAUGGCAAUGAAAAGGUCCGCACAACCGACACUGCCGCCGCCGACGAGUCUCAGGAGAACAUCUUUUUACUGUGGCCAAACAUCAUUGGCUACUCCCGCAUCGUCCUCGCCGUCGCCUCGCUCUAUUACAUGCCGCUGCACCCCCGCACCUGCUCCCUGUUGUACACCGUGUCCUGCUUACUCGAUGCGCUCGACGGCUACGCGGCGCGCUACUUUGAGCAGUCGACCCGCUUCGGCGCUGUCCUCGACAUGGUGACGGACCGCUGCACCACGGCCUGCCUGCUCGUCUUCCUGUCGUCGGCCUUCCCCCGCUGGGCCAUCCUCUUCCAGGGCCUGAUCUCGCUCGACCUGGCGAGCCACUACAUACACAUGUACGCGACGCUGGCUAUGGCCGGCUCCGAAAGCAGCCACAAGAACGUCGACGCCUCGCGCAGCCGUAUUCUAUCACUGUACUACACCAACAAGACGGUCCUCUUCGUAGCCUGCGCCCUCAACGAAGCCUUCUUCAUCGCGCUAUACCUGCUCUCCUUCUCGUCCCCGUUGCUCUCGCCGUCCCUCCUCCAAACGGUGCCGGAACCAGCGGCUGAGGCGCUCCACCAGGGCGCGCAGGUCAACUCUUCACUGCUCAAGCUCAUCUUUGCCAACCCGCACAGCGCCGGGGCGCUGGAGCUCGCCCGCGCCAACAAGAUGGACAGCUUCUGGCCCUGGGUCCUCGCGGGCGUCAGCUUCCCCGUCAUGGCGCUCAAGCAGAUCAUCAAUGUUGUGCAGCUUGUCAAGGCGUGCAAGUGGCUUGCCGAGGGCGAUCUCAAGGCGCGUAAGGCAAUGGGGUUGCCGAGGAAGAGGAAGACUGCUUGAAAUAGGGGUUAAGUCACUUUAUUUUCUGUUUUGCCUUCAUUUUCUCCUAUUUUUCUUCUUAUUUUUGCACAGAAGAGACGGCGGGUUUGUAAGGGCAUCGUUGGGGGUUGGGAUGAUGUUUCAGAAGAAGACCGAGGUGCUGUAAGCUAAUUGAGGGAGGCCAGCUGCCGCAAUUGGGAACAUGGUUGAUUUUGUCACGGUUAUAUGGGCCUGUUGAUGGGUUCUCUUCGGCGUUCCGUGGACGAGCGGUCAGGUG
Messenger RNA from Parathielavia appendiculata, 1669 nucleotides. RefSeq lists its product as uncharacterized. The record is from RefSeq and is a predicted model, not a curated record. The transcript is spliced from 3 exons. Gene Ontology annotation, cellular component: Golgi apparatus; membrane. Gene Ontology annotation, biological process: phosphatidylinositol biosynthetic process. Lineage: Eukaryota; Fungi; Ascomycota; Sordariomycetes; Sordariales; Chaetomiaceae. Bases 472 to 1413 code for a protein of 313 amino acids. Gene Ontology annotation, molecular function: CDP-diacylglycerol-inositol 3-phosphatidyltransferase activity.